UGGUUAUUUUGAUAUGUCUUAACUUAGGCCAGCACCACUCUGUCAUGACUUCUGCAAGUUCAGAAGUAAGUUAGAUGGGUAUUUGAAAGAAACGACAUUGAGUCUGCAGGUCAGUCGUUUCACCACAGGAGCUGUACAUAUACAGAAGACAAUGUCUGGAAGCUUCUACUUUGUAAUUGUUGGCCACCAUGACAAUCCAGUUUUUGAAAUGGAGUUUUUGCCAGCUGGGAAAGCAGAACCCAAAGAUGAACAUCGCCACCUGAACCAGUUCAUAGCUCACGCCGCUCUGGACCUGGUUGACGAAAACAUGUGGCUCUCCAACAACAUGUACUUGAAAACUGUGGACAAAUUCAAUGAGUGGUUUGUGUCAGCUUUUGUCACUGCUGGACACAUGAGAUUCAUCAUGCUUCAUGACAUGAGGCAAGAAGAUGGAAUCAAGAACUUCUUCACUGAUGUCUAUGACUUAUACAUCAAGUUUGCCAUGAAUCCCUUUUAUGAACCCAAUUCUCCUAUUCGAUCCAGUGCAUUUGAGAGAAAAGUUCAGUUUCUUGGAAAGAAACAUCUUGUAAGCUAAAUGCAGAAAACCUGAGAAUCACAGUGGGGUAUGCUCAGGAGUAUAUGCAUUGUGAGUAGCUUGAUAAAACAUCCUGGUAAUGGAUCUCUGUGAGUUUGAGGCCAGCCUGGUCUACUGAGCGAGUUCCAGGGCAGCCUCCAAAGCUACAGAGAAAUCUGUUUCAAAAAAAAAACAAAACCUGGUAAACUUCA
Messenger RNA from Cricetulus griseus (Chinese hamster), 765 nucleotides. The record is from RefSeq and is a predicted model, not a curated record. Lineage: Eukaryota; Metazoa; Chordata; Mammalia; Rodentia; Cricetidae.